This is a messenger RNA of Taeniopygia guttata (zebra finch), 8385 nucleotides long. It is a transcript of the gene CENPE, whose product is annotated as centromere protein E. Gene Ontology annotation, cellular component: microtubule. Gene Ontology annotation, molecular function: ATP binding; microtubule motor activity; microtubule binding. Gene Ontology annotation, biological process: microtubule-based movement; mitotic cell cycle. The record is from RefSeq and is a predicted model, not a curated record. Lineage: Eukaryota; Metazoa; Chordata; Aves; Passeriformes; Estrildidae.
GGCGCAGUUCAAACUUCGGCGGCAGUUGGGGCGGGCGCUCCUGCGCUGCCAGAGCCGUCCCCUGUCCGCUCCCUCUCCUCCUGUCCCGGUCCCGGACCCUCUCCUCCUGUCCCGGCCGGCAUGGCGGACGAGGGUGCCGUCACGGUGUGCGUGCGUGUGCGGCCGCUCAUCGCCAGAGAAAAUGCCUCAGGAGAUAAAGUGUCCCUGCACUGGAAAAGUGAGAAUAAUACUGUUUCCGACGUGAGUGGUACCAAAAUAUUUAGUUACGAUCGUGUCUUUCACUCAAGUGACAACACUCAGCAGUUGUAUGAUGGUGUAGCUGUUCCAAUUAUACAGUCAGCUGUGCGAGGCUAUAAUGGCACAAUUUUUGCUUAUGGACAGACUGCUUCAGGGAAGACUUACACAAUGAUGGGGAAUGAAGAUUCCGUGGGCAUUAUCCCUAAGGCAAUUCAACAUGUGUUCAAAAUCAUUUGUGAGAUUCCAGAUAGAGAAUUCCUGCUGAGGGUUUCUUACAUGGAAAUCUACAAUGAAACAAUUACCGAUUUGCUUUGCGAUAAUAGGAAAAAGAAGCCUCUGGGAAUUCGUGAGGAUGUUAAUAGGAAUACAUAUGUAGAAGAUCUGAUUGAAGAAGUGGUAGUUGCCCCAGAACAAGUUAUGGAAUGGAUCAGAAAAGGAGAAAGAAAUCGCCAUUAUGGAGAAACAAAAAUGAAUGAACACAGCAGCCGUUCCCACACUAUCUUCAGAAUGAUCAUUGAAAGCAGAGAACGAAGUGACCCUGCAAAUGCAAACUGUGAUGGAGCAGUCAUGGUUUCCCACUUGAACUUGGUAGAUCUGGCAGGCAGUGAAAGAGCUAGUCAAACAGGAUCUGAAGGUGUUCGACUGAAAGAAGGCUGCAAUAUAAAUCGGAGCUUGUUCAUUCUGGGUCAAGUUAUCAAAAAACUUUGUGAUGACCCUUCUGGCUUCAUAAAUUACAGAGACAGUAAGCUGACUCGAAUUCUGCAGAACUCCCUUGGAGGAAAUGCUAAAACAGUUAUUAUUUGUACAAUUACUCCUGUUUCUUUUGAUGAGACACUCAGCACUCUUCAGUUUGCCAAUACAGCCAAAGGAAUGAAGAAUACACCAAAAGUCAAUGAAGUUCUUGAUGAUGAUGCUCUCCUGAAGAGAUACCGCAAAGAAAUUCUGGAUUUGAAAAAGCAGCUGGAGGAAGUAUCUUCAAAAACUCAAAUUCAUGCAAUGGAAAAGGACCAACUGGCCCAGCUGUUGGAAGAAAAAAAUUCCCUUCAAAAAGUACAGGAAGACAGAAUACGAAACUUAACUGAGAUGCUGGUGACUUCUGCUUCCUUUGCCUCAAGACAGAAUGUUAAAGCCAAGAGAAGAAGAAGAGUUACUUGGGCUCCUGGUAAAAUAAACCAGGCAAACGUGAGCUUUUUGGAAGACCUUGAAAAUGCGAUGCCAACUGAAACAAAAAAAAUGAAGUUGUCUCUGCCAGCAGUACCAGAUGUGGAGGAAUCUACCUUAGAGAAUUCUGGGUAUGACAGCCAUUGCCUGAUGGUUCCUGAUCAAACUUCAGAAGCAGAAUGGAUUGCUGGUCCUAACAUGAAUUGGACCCAGAAAGACUUUGAAGAAUCUGUGCAGCUCUGUGAAGCAUUAGCACUAGAAAAGGAUAUUGUUGUUAAAGAGGUCCACAUCCUGCAAGCUAACUUUGAUAAUUUAGUGCUGGAAAAUGAGCAGUUGAAAUUAGAAAUAAAUGAACUGAAAGAGAGACUGAAGGAAAAAGAAGAAAUAGAUGAAUUUGAAGCACUGGAAAAGCAAACACAGAAAGAUCAUGAGAUUCAACUAAUGCAUGAAAUUACCAGCUUAAAGAAUCUAGUUUCAAAUGCUGAAGUGUACAAUGAGGAACUUGAGGCAGAAAUAAAUUCCAAACUGGAACAGCUGAAAGAGAAAGAGAACAAAAUAAAACUAUUACAGAAUUGUGUGGAAGAACUACAAAAAGCAGGAGUGGAAAAAAAGGAGACAUCUUUUGCACUGGGAGAUUGUGAUAAACUAACUGAAGAAAUUCAGCAGCUGAAUAAAUCCCUCUUAGAUAGUGAAGCCAUAGCCUUGGAUGCCAAAAAGGAAUCUGCUUUUCUCAGAAGUGAAAAUUUGGAGUUGAAGGAGAAGAUGAAUGAACUCUUAAAUAACCACAACCAAAUGCAAAAGGAUGUUCAGUUAUAUCAAAGCCAAGUAGAAGCGGGAAAAGCCAGUUACCGAAAAAUGCAAGCUGACUUGCAGAGAGAGCUGCAGUCUUUAUUUCAAGAAAACACAAGACUAACUUCACUGAUGGAGGGUAAAGUUCCAAAAGAUUUGCUUUCUCAUGUGGAGCUGGAAAAAAAGGCAGCUGACUUAAAAGGAGAACUAGAAAAUGCUUUGAAAGAGAAUGCACAUCUACAGAAACAAGUAAAUGAACUAUCGGAAUUUCAAUCUCUACCAAAUACUGUUGAGAUGCAAAAGAAAGAGAUUCUUGAAACAUGUGAGGAGUUACGCUUAUUAAAGUUGGAAAAUGAAAAGCUACUUUUGGAAGUAGCUGAUAAUGAAAUGAGAUUUAAACAUAUGUCUGAAGAAAUUGAAAAAUCAAAAGACAAUCUCACAGAUCUACAACUGAAAUAUAUGAAGUCUGAUGAGGAAUAUGCAGCACUUAAACAGCUCCAUGAAGAAAUAGAACAAAAAUACAUAGCUGCAUCAGAAACCAAUGAACAAAUGAAGCUCCAAAUAGAAUGCCUAUCUAAAGAAGCACAAGAGUCUAAAACAAUUUUGGAUGAAGUUAAAUUAGAGCUCUCUAGCAAAAUGAAAGAACUGGAAGAGAAAGAAGCAGAGCAAAAACAACUUCUUGAGCUAAGAGAAAAUCUUGUUCGGACUCAGCAGAAGUUAAAUGAACUGGAACAAUUAAAAGCGGAAGAAAGGAUUAGUGAAGUGAGAAUUGAGGCAAAAGAUUUGGAGAUCCAAGCAGUCUUGCAGCAGCUUACAGAAUGUCAGGAAGAAAUAAAAACUCUAACCCAGGAACGAGAUGACCUGAAGCAAAAAGGGGAGUUUCUCCAAGCUGAGACAGAGCAACUCAGAGAGGAUAUAAAGGACACUGUUUCAAUGAACAUCUUGGCACAUGAAGAUUUGAGAAAUGCACAAAAUUCUCUGAAGGAAUCCCAGAAAACUAUCAAGAAGUUGGAAAAAAGUAUUUCUGAAAAAGAAUCUCAGAUUCUGAGUGUUGAAGAAGCACUAGGGAAAACCAUUAAAGAACUCCAAAUACAGAUCUCAGAAAUGACAGAAGAAAUUCAAAUCAUCACGUCAGAGAGAGAUCAGCUGGCUGAGGAGAAAUCAGGAAGUAAUAGCUGUAGAGAAAGUGAUCAGCUUCAGGUGCAAAAGGAGCAAAUAAUAUUCCUUACACAAGAGAACCAUUCAUUGCAGGAGAAGCUGGAGAGUUUACUUUUGAACAAAGAGCAGCUUGGGGAAGGAACUUUGAUACCACAGAUUCAAGGACAAUCUAUGGAGCAAGAGUUAUUUCUUCUGAGAGAAGAGCUGAACCAGGCGCAACGGAGAUUGCAUGAAAUGGAGGAAGCCAAGGCCAGUGAAUAUCAAGGGGAAUCUGAAAAAAUGGAGAGAGCAGAUGUUACUCCAAAACCACAUGACUCCCAGGAAGUCAGCACCCAGACAGAAAGAGAUGAUGAUGAUGAGGAUUUUAAAAUGCAACUGGAAAAUCUCCAGAAUGAGAGAGACCAGCUUAAAGAAACUCUACAGGAGACAAUUAGCAAGAACUCCGAGAUGCAGGAGGAGUUGAGAUGUACUCAUGAAUCUCUCGGACAACAUCAGGAGAAGAUUGUGGAGCUGAAAGGAAGUAUUUCAGAGAAAGAAAAUAAGCUUUUGAAGGUGCAAGCGGAAUUGAAAGAAAAAACUGAUGAACUGCAGCAGAAGCUCACUGAAGUCACUGAAAACCUGACUCGUGUCUCAGCUGAGUAUGGCAACCUCCUGGCAGAAAAGCAACAAGCUGAAAAGGCAAUGAGUGAGCAAGUGUGCCAGCAACUUGAGAGCAUCACUUUACUUAACAAGGAGAAGGAUGAGCUUCAGCAAAUGGUAGAGACUUGUAAAGAAAGGGAAGAACACUUGUUAAAGGUUCAGAGACAGGCAGAGAUUUUGAAGGACAGCCUAACAAGCAAGCUCACUGAAGUCACCGAAAACCUGACUCGUGUCUCGGCUGAGUAUGGCAACCUCCUGGCAGAAAAGCAACAAGCUGAAAAGGCAAUGAGUGAGCAAGUGUGUCAGCAACUUGAGAGCAUCACUUUACUGAACAAGGAGAAGGAUGAGCUUCAGCAAAUGAUAGAGUCUUAUAAAGAAAGGGAAGAACACUUGUUAAAGGUUCAGAGACAGGCAGAGAUUUUGAAGGACAGCCUAACGAGCAAGAUCUCAGAAAUGACAGAAGAAAUUAAAAUCAUCACGUCAGAGAGAGAUCAGCUGGCUGAGGAGAAAUCAGGAAGUAAUAGCUGUAGAGAAAGUGAUCAGCUUCAGGUGCAAAAGGAGCAAAUAAUAUUCCUUACACAAGAGAACCAUUCAUUGCAGGAGAAGCUGGACAGUUUACUUUUGAACAAAGAGCUGCUUGGGGAAGGAACUUUGAUACCACAGAUUCAAGGACAAUCUAUGGAGCAAGAGUUAUUUCUUCUGAGAGAAGAGCUGAACCAGGCGCAACGGAGAUUGCAUGAAAUGGAGGAAGCCAAGGCCAGUGAAUAUCAAGGGGAAUCUGAAAAAAUGGAGAGAGCAGAUGUUACUCCAAAACCACAUGACUCCCAGGAAGUCAGCACCCAGACAGAAAGAGAUGAUGAUGAUGAGGAUUUUAAAAUGCAACUGGAAAAUCUCCAGAAUGAGAGAGACCAGCUUAAAGAAACUCUACAGGAGACAAUUAGCAAGAACUCCGAGAUGCAGGAGGAGUUGAGAUGUACUCAUGAAUCUCUCGGACAACAUCAGGAGAAGAUUGUGGAGCUGAAAGGAAGUAUUUCAGAGAAAGAAAAUCAGCUUUUGAAGGCGCAAGCAGAAUUGAAAGAAAAAACUGAUGAACUGCAGCAGAAGCUCACUGAAGUCACCGAAAACCUGACUCGUGUCUCGGCUGAGUAUGGCCACCUCCUGGCAGAAAAGCAACAAGCUGAAAAGGCAAUGAGUGAGCAAGUGUGUCAGCAGCUUGAGAGCAUCACUUUACUGAACAAGGAGAAGGAUGAGCUUCAGCAAAUGGUAGAGACUUGUAAAGAAAGGGAAGAACACUUGCUAAAGGUUCAGAGACAGGCAGAGAUUUUGAAGGACAGCCUAACGAGCAAGCUCACUGAAGUCACCGAAAACCUGACUCGUGUCUCGGCUGAGUAUGGCAACCUCCUGGCAGAAAAGCAACAAGCUGAAAAGGCAAUGAGUGAGCAAGUGUGUCAGCAACUUGAGAGCAUCACUUUACUGAACAAGGAGAAGGAUGAGCUUCAGCAAAUGGUAGAGACUUGUAAAGAAAGGGAAGAACACUUGUUAAAUGUUCAGAGGCAGGCAGAGAUUUUGAAGGACAGCCUAACGAGCAAGAUUCAGCAAUUAAGUGAGACCCUAAAUAGUGUAUCAUCUGAGAAGGACCAGUUAUUAGCUGAAAGAACUAGUCUCUCUUUACAACUUAAAGAACAAAUCUCAUCAGUUAAUCAUGAAAAAGAUGAGCUAGAAAAACUUCUUCAGGAUGUCAGGUCUGAGAGGGACCAGCUCAAGACAGAAUUGCAAAGAAAUUCUGAGAUGUGUGUUGAAACCAAGGCAAAACUGGAAGAUGCUUUAGAACAACUGAAGCAGAGAAACCUGGACAAUAUUCUGGUAGACCCAGUGGAUAUUGCAAAGGAGGUGGCUGAUGACAACUUGAAAGAAAAAACCUUGAAAAUUAAGGAGCUUCUUGAGAAAUUCCCAAGUAUGGGGAAGAGGUAUGAAUGUCUCUCUACAGUGUCUCUUAAGCUAAAGAGUGAACUGAACAGUCAGAAAGCACUGAUAGCUGUGAUACUGCCUCAGCUUACACUGGAGCAGAGUAAACAAGUCAAAACACUUCAAACUAAAAAUGAGGAAAUGAAUACUCGUCUCCAGAAGUUAUUGACCAAAUUGAAGCUUCUGUUCAGCUCUGUUUGCACAAAGAGAAGAGAGUACCACACUACUGUUCACAAGUAUGAAAUUGAAUUGUUUGAGGAAAAGAGAAGACAACAUGACCUACAAUCCCAGAUUCAAUAUCUCAGGAAGAUGAAUUCGAAGCAGAAUGAAGUAUCAUCUCAAGUGUUAAACAGCAGUGAAGGGCUGCACAGUUUGCACUUGGAUGCAGAGAGCAUUCUCAAAGAUGUAUCAGAAAUGGAAAAUGAACUUCUCUGCAUAGAAGCUGAGUUACAGCAGGAAGAAAGUGCUAGAAAAGAAACAAUACAGUUCUGGGAAGCUUGUUCAGGAACUCACUGGGAUACAGAGGAACUGAAAGAAGAACUAAAGAAAGAUAAUGAAAGACUCUUGCAAGUCUUUAAAUUCUGGACUCCUAAAGUAAAGAUACUCCUUGAACUUUCUUCAGAGCUGGAUGCCAGAACUGCUAAUUACAGUAAAAAUGCUGAUGCUGAAUUAAAACAGAGAAAAGAGAAAAAUGAAGAGUUGCUUCAAGAUCUAAACACUCUAAAAGAAAAACUGGCCCCUGGUGGCUCUGCCAGUCUGGCAUUAGAAGAAGAAAAUUAUAGGCUUCAUAAUAAAUUAAAGGCUGCAGAACAAGACAAAAAGGCUAUGGAAGUGAAAAUUCAGAAGUUAGAAAAUGUAAUAUAUGAAGUAGGAGAAAGUGUCAAAGAGAAAGAGGAUAAGAUAAGCAAACUACAAGCACAGAUAAGAAUAAGAACAGAGACAAGUGAGCUCACUCAACUGCAAGCCAAACUGAAUGAGAUGGGUAAUUCCCUCAGGACUGCCUUAACAGAGAACCAGAGUCUUCAGGCAAAAUUAGAUAAAGGUGCUGAGCUGUACAAAGAAGAAAUUGACCACCUAAAAACACAAUUGGUAAAAUGUGAUCUGGAAAGAAUGAAACAAUCCAACUCCUUUGAAGUGAAACUUGCUAAUUAUAAAGCCCUUGCAGAACACCGAGAACAACAGUUAACAAAGCUAAAAGAAGAACUGAGAAGAGCACACCAAGAGCAAGAUGUUACUGUGCUGAAAGAAGCAGAUCCUCAGCAAUCCCCAGCACCCCUUACUUGUGGUGGUGGCAGUGGUAUUGUGCAGAGCACACAAAUACUUGUUCUAAAAUCUGAACAAGCUAAGCUACAGAAAGAGAACUUGCAGCUGAAGAAACAAAAUGACCUUCUACUGAGUGAUGAACUUCAGCUGAAAGAGGAACUCAGGAAAUGGAAAGAAAGAGCACUAAAAUGGAGAGAACGAUCCUCAAGAGAAACUACUCAAGAGACAAUACCAAAGUCUCCAAAGAAGGUGGUGUCGUAUUUCUUUAAAGAGCAAAUGCCUUCACCCUGCAAGGAAACUGUUUCUCAGGAAACAGUGACUCAGGACCUUCCAAAGCCUUUGCCUCUGACUUGUCCAACGAAUUUCUUUGAUAAUUCCAACUUGGGUAUGCUGACAGAUACACAACCUGCGGGCAUAGAGUCCACAGAAGAACAUCUUAAGCACUUGUUCGGGACUUCAGAGAGAGAUAAAGCCCCUGAUUGUAGCACCCAGUAAAGAUGCACAACCUGCUAAUCUGCUGAUGUUCUGCUUAGGUGUUUGGGUGUGGAUUUUUUUGAUGGCCAAGAGAAGCUAAUGUAUUUGAAGAAAAAAAUGGAAAAAAGGAAUGGAUCACAAACUAAUCCACUUGAAACUUCUCAGUCUCAAACUUUUCAUUCUGUCAUUCCUAAAACAGCCCUUUUCUGGGGUGUUGAUAUUUAUAUCUUCAGAGUGCUGUUGACUUGGCAAGAAAAAUUCUUUUUGUUUCUUAGCAUGUGGUUUUUAUACCAUACUUUCUUUAGGCCAACAGAAACUGCAUUUUCACCAUAAUUUUGACUUCUUUGGACACUACAACCAAAGCUAGUGAUCUUCUGUUUGUAGAGCACACAAUCAAAGGUUCCUCUUAAACUCCUCAAAAGUUUCUGCAGCUCAGCCAAUUAUGGUACCGUAAGUAACAUUGAAUUUUGCAUCAUUUUUCAAUAUAUCUGUCUGAAGUUGUGUAUUGGAUUUUUUUUAAAUACUAAGCAAUGGACUUCACCCUCUUCUGCUUCUCCCUUUUAGUGAAGGGAAAACAAACCAGAUCAUUGAGGCAAGAUGGACUCUUAUUAACCUACUUAUCUGUAUUGUGAGACCUACAUUUUGUAUGUUUUAUAUGUUUUAUUGACAAUAAAAUGUUAUAUGUUAAAUAUGUAAAAA